AAACCACUAAAUUAUGACAAUCUUCAUUGAGAAAAAAACAAUUAUUGAUGGAGAAAACCUAUCCCCUGCAACCCAUUUAUCUAUCCAUGUGGGCUCACCAAAUUCUUGAUCAAAGAUUGAUCCUUCAUUUGAUAAUUGUGAACGUGUGUUUUGAAUGAUGAACACAGAAACUCGACCAUAAGAUAUUUGAUAAAAUGCGUAACCGAAAGCCUGGAAGGAAUUUGUCCGCUUUCUAAUGGAAGGACUGCAACCCAUGUCUUGAAUUCUUUAUAAGAAAAGGAAAAUUUGAAUUUUCUUCAGUUCUUGAUCUUCCAUUGGAAAUUGAGAAGAUGGAGAACAAGGGUUCGACGAGUGAAUACGAAGAUCUGUUACCUGUGAUGGCAGAGAAGCUAGAUGUGGAAAGUUUUGUGUCUGAGCUUUGCGGUGGAUUUCAAUUAUUGGCAGAGCCCGGAAGAGGGUUGAUUACGCCAGAGAGUCUGAGGAGGAAUUCGACCCUUUUGGGGAUGGAAGGGAUGAACAAAGAGGAUUCAGAAGCGAUGGUGAGGGAAGGAGAUCUGGAUGGUGAUGGAGCUCUUAAUGAGAUGGAGUUCUGUAUCUUGAUGGUUAGGCUCAGCCCUGGGAUGAUGGAAGACGCCGAGGCCUGGCUUGACAAAGCCCUCCUUAGGGAGCUUCAACGAUCUGCUUAGUUAGUUUCAAUCUCAAUUUUUAAUUUUUUUUUUUUCUCUUUUUCACAUAUUGUAAUCAUCAUUAUUGUUCCUGUUCUGCAACUCCUUCUUCCUCAGGAAAUUAGAAUGAACAGUUGUUGAUAA
Messenger RNA from Macadamia integrifolia, 809 nucleotides. RefSeq names its product calcium-binding protein KIC-like. The record is from RefSeq and is a predicted model, not a curated record. Bases 330 to 686 code for a protein of 118 amino acids. The transcript has a single exon. Gene Ontology annotation, molecular function: calcium ion binding. NCBI's taxonomy places the organism in Eukaryota, Viridiplantae, Streptophyta, Magnoliopsida, Proteales, Proteaceae.